Olea europaea var. sylvestris is the source of this 1565-nucleotide messenger RNA. RefSeq names its product serine/arginine-rich splicing factor SR45a-like. The transcript has 7 exons. The record is from RefSeq and is a predicted model, not a curated record. Gene Ontology annotation, biological process: positive regulation of mRNA splicing, via spliceosome. NCBI's taxonomy places the organism in Eukaryota, Viridiplantae, Streptophyta, Magnoliopsida, Lamiales, Oleaceae. Gene Ontology annotation, molecular function: RNA binding. Bases 109 to 1227 code for a protein of 372 amino acids. Gene Ontology annotation, cellular component: spliceosomal complex.
CGUAGAUUUUCAUUUUGUAGAGACUUCCACAGAUCCGAAGGGCGAUUAUAGGAAAGAGCGGAUAAAGGAAAAUCGUCGUCGAUCUUUAACAAUUAACAGCCUGAAGAGAUGUCAUACUCCAGGAGGUCAAGGUAUUCUCGUUCUCCUUCCCCUUACAAGCGCUAUGACAGGUCUCUUUCAAGGUCUUUAUCAAGGAGCAGAUCAAGGAGCUACGACUCAAGUGAUGAUGAGAAUCCGGGAAAUAAUUUGUAUGUGACUGGACUUCCAGCGCGAGUUUCGAAGAGAGAUGUUGAGAAGCACUUCUCAUCUGAGGGAGUGGUUGAAGAUGUUCAUCUUGUUGUUGAUCCAUGGACACGAGAAUCUCGUGGUUUUGCAUUUGUGACCAUGUCCACUGUGAAAGAUGCCGAUCGCUGCAUCAAGUACUUAGACCGCUCAGUGUUUGAAGGCAGGGUCAUAACUGUGGAGAAGGCUAGAAGACACAGAGGCCGUACACCUACUCCAGGAAGGUACCUUGGGCUGAGAACUCAGAGGCGUCGUCGAUCUCCUAGCUACUCUUCUCACUCUAGGAGUCGUAGCAGAUCAUAUUCUCCUUAUUACAGACGGCACCGACGAUCGUACUCUCCAGAUGACAGACGUAGGUCAUACUCCCCAUAUUACAGCCGUCGAAGUUCUUAUUCACGAUAUCGUUCGCCAUCAUACAGCAGGUCUCCUGUUAGCAGACGUGACCGGUACUAUUCUCCGUACUACUAUCGGGACUAUUCUCCCGAUGAUCGAUACUAUAGAAGUCAUCGAUAUCGGUCUAUUUCAAGGGAGUACUCUCCAGACGAUCGAUAUUAUAGAAGCAGGAGAUAUCGGUCUAUUUCCCGAAGCAUAUCACCAAGGUAUAGGAAGACUUCUAGGAGGAGUUACUCACAGAGCCCCUCACCCCAGCAUUCGAGGAGUUACUCCCGCAGUGUCUCACCAAGGUACACUAGAAGCCAUUAUCGAAGUGUGACACCUUCUCCGAGGAGGAUCUCAAGGAGGAGUUACUCUCGUAGCGCGUCUCCCAAACCAAGUAGCAUCUCGAAGCGAAAUGAUUCACGUGGUUCCCAUGAAGCAAGCAAAAGCUCAAAGAGGAGUGCAUCUUGUGGUUCCCGUGGGUCUAUCAGACGAGCACACUCUCGCGACAGCCGUUCUUCGAGAAGACAUUCUAGGAGCCCUAGUGGCAGUUCAUCGUCUAGACUCUAGAUCUGCUAUUCUCAAGUCUCAGGAUUAUGCUCUUUGGGAUGCCAGUUUAAGGAGCUUCUCUGAGAUCUGGUUAGGACAAUAAUUCCUGGUAGAGGUAUUAUGUUUAGGUAUCUCUAAUAUUUGCUGCGGUUUUUCAUUUUCGUCUAUUUUGAACCAUAUGAUAAUCUGUACUGUAUCUGUGCAUGCGUGAUGAUGCAUGAUUCAAAUGUUGCUUUAGCGUGAUGUUGAAUUUACUUGUAUCAUGCCAUAUGCUGGGUUAGCUUAUCUGUAUCUUAGAGGAGACCUAUGAAUAUAUCACGCUAGUAUGAUUCUAUACAAGUUUAUCUCCUUGGAGCAUA